CGGCGCAGCAGCGCGCGGGCAGUUGGCUGCAGCCAUGUGGGCGCUCGCCGUGCUGCUCUGCCUCGCGGCCGCCGGCGCCUCCCCGGGCCGCCUCCGCCGCAAUGACACCACGGCUGCACACUCUCAAAGACUGCAAGUGAAGUUUAAUCUUCUCUCUUCAACAUGUCCAGAGAAUGAAGGCUGCUAUCUCUCUGUAGACCAAGAAAAAUGCCUGGAGGACUGCAAAUUCAAUGCGACAGCUAAAACCUUCUUUAUUAUUCACGGAUGGACAAUGAGUGGCAUAUUUGAAAAGUGGCUGGGCAGCCUAGUGUCUGCCCUCCAGAACAGAGAAAAGGAUGCUAAUGUGGUGGUGGUAGACUGGCUGGUACUUGCCCAUCAACUCUAUACAGAUGCUGUGAACAACACAAAGGUGGUUGGACAAAGAACUGCAAAGUUGCUCAACUGGUUACAGGAAAAACAAUACCUUCAGUUUGAAAAUGUUCACUUAAUUGGGUACAGUCUUGGUGCCCAUGUUGCUGGCUAUGUUGGUAACUAUGCAGCUGGGACAGUAGGCAGAAUUACAGGCUUGGAUCCAGCUGGCCCUAUGUUUGAAGGAGUUGAACCUCACAGACGCCUCUCCCCUGAUGAUGCAGACUUCGUGGAUGUCCUUCAUACAUAUACGAGAGAAACGCUGGGCGUCAGCAUUGGGAUCCAGAUGCCUGUGGGUCACAUUGAUAUCUACCCCAAUGGGGGCGAUUUCCAGCCUGGUUGUGGAUUAAGAGAUGUUCUGGGAGCAAUCGCGUAUGGGAGUAUUGGGGAUGUUGUGAAAUGUGAACAUGAACGAUCUGUGCACCUCUUUGUGGACUCUCUUGUGAACCAAGAUAAGCGGAGCUUUGCUUUUCAGUGCACAAAUUCCAGCCGUUUCAAGAAGGGAAUCUGUCUGAGCUGCCGAAAGAACCGCUGCAACAGCAUUGGCUACAACGCUAAGAAAAUGAGGAAUAAAAGGAACAGCAAGAUGUACUUAAAAACCAGAGCUGACAUGCCUUUCAGAGUUUACCAUUAUCAGAUGAAAAUGCAUGUUUUCAGCUAUAAAAACUUAGGAGAAACUGAGCCUACCUUCUUGGUUACCCUUCACGGCACGAACGGAGACUCUCAACCCCUCUCUCUGGAAAUACUUGACCAAAUUGGCCUGAAUUUCACAAACAGUUUCCUGGUUUAUACUGAAGAAGAUAUUGGUGAUCUCUUAAAGAUCAAGCUUACUUGGGAAGGGUCAUCUCAGUCCUGGUACAGUCUGUGGAAACAGUUCAAGAGUUACUGGUCCCAACCUGAGAAUUCCUCCAAGGAGCUGCACAUCAGACGUAUACGUGUGAAGUCUGGGGAAACUCAACAGAAGUUUACUUUCUGUGCUGAGGACCUUCAUCAGACAGACAUCUCUCCUGGCAAAGAGCUCUGGUUUGUGAAAUGUAGAGAUGGAUGGCAAACAAAAAUUCGUCCUAGGUCAGCCUUGAAUCUGCUCUGAAGGCUUCUCUGCAGACUUGCACGCAAGGACUAAACACGAAAUCAAAAUGCAUAGAGAAGGCUACGGUAGUGAAAAGACGACACACUCCUGCACAGUCUGUCUCAGCAGCACUUAAGAAAACUCACUAUGGAGGACAGCAUGUCUCGGAGCUGAUGCAAGCAGUGGAGGAGUGAUCCUGAUGGAUUCAGUUGCUGUCCUAGAGUAACUUAUUAAAAUGACUAAACUCUCCCUCCUUAAGGGAGUCUGGUUAAUGUGCAUGAACCUGAUGAUGCAUAUAUUUCUUGAUCUGUAUUUAUGCUCUGCACCACCACUCUCCUUCCCCCCCCCCCCCCCCCCCCCCCCCCACACACACACACACACACACUUUGGCUUCCAUUAACUGGAAGUGUGGACAAAUUCGAGACAAAUCUGUGCCUUGACUACAGCAAUAUGCCUUGGAGGUUGAAGAGAGAAAUUUACUAAACAUCAAAACAGUUGAGACUAAGCUAUUGAAAACGUGUCACUGUGUCUAUAGCAUAGGAGGUACUAUGUGGUCUAAAAUUGCACUAAACUGUGUGGAAGAAUGGAAGGUCUAAAUCUGUUUGUUUUGUUUGUCUGUUUUUUAGGGUCUUUUUUAACUAAGCACAAUGUGUUUUCUUCUAUAAACUCUAUCUUCUCUCCAUGCUGUUCAACACUUUUCCCAUGAACCAGUUACUGUAGGUCUGCCUGAUAUUGUUACAAACGCAUUGUAUGGUGAAGAGGCCAAUAUUUCACCACUGUUUUAAGAAGCAAAAGCAAAUCCAAAUAAGCAGUGAUGUGGUUGACAGCUGUUCCUAAGAUGGUUGUUCUACUGAAUAUAAUUAUCUAAAUCGGGACUGUCCAGAACUUAUUCACUAUUGGCCUGAAAGAUUUAGAUGACAACUACCCAUCUAUUUAUUGUAUAAUAGGAAGGCAAUUGAUUGAACCAUAUCAAACAAACUCUACAGCUUUCAGCAACAGUAUUCAGAGGAUACAAUUGACUCUGGGAAGAAUGGAGUUGUAAUGCAGCUGUUGUAUGAGCACACAUGCUUAUUUUUGCAUGUGUAACAAUAUUUGCCUGCAGAAAUCAUUUUCAAGCUCUUUUUAAUCAGUGACUUCAAAUCAAUCUGGCUCCAUUUCAGCAAGAAGCUACUGAUCUGAGUGUCAGAUUCUCACCUAGCUAUUUGAUUCGCUAUAGCACUUUGUGCUGAAUCAUAGGUGUAGUUACAGGCAGGGUGAAGGGUGGGUUUUUAAUGUAUUUAGGAUUAUGCUUUGCUUUGGUUUGGUUUUAACAUGCACAGCCUUUAGCACAAUGCCGAUGCUGCCUGAUCCACUAAAUUCUGAAAGCCUUCAUCAACCAGGUCACUUUAAAGGGCCAACAACUGUUUUUAAUGAUGCUGUGCCAACUAAAGUGAAAUCAUCAUAUGCAUUUGGAGAAUAAUGUGAUUGGUCUUGGUUAUGUACAAUCAUCAAUGAUUAAAGACUUUGGUAACUGUGAUUGGUCACCAUAACAUAUUUAUACAGUGGUCUCAAGGCCCUAUUUGUAUAUUGUAUUUUUUUUAUAUGGACUUGGAAUGUUAUUUAUUUCUUGAAUGUAUAUAUGUUAAAAAAAACCAAAACCUUUGAACUUUGCAUUUUGAGUAAGAGUUUUAUAAACCUUAAACAGAAAAAUAAAGGUAUCUUGUAGAAACUGA
Molecule: messenger RNA, 3189 nt
Organism: Alligator mississippiensis (American alligator)
Lineage: Eukaryota; Metazoa; Chordata; Crocodylia; Alligatoridae
Gene: LIPG
Product: lipase G, endothelial type
Exons: 10
Coding region: 35-1498 (487 amino acids)
Biological process (GO): lipid metabolic process
Molecular function (GO): lipoprotein lipase activity; protein binding
Source: RefSeq, a predicted model, not a curated record